This is a messenger RNA of Elgaria multicarinata webbii, 4775 nucleotides long. It is a transcript of the gene CDC42BPG, whose product is annotated as CDC42 binding protein kinase gamma. Gene Ontology annotation, cellular component: cytoskeleton; cytoplasm. The record is from RefSeq and is a predicted model, not a curated record. Lineage: Eukaryota; Metazoa; Chordata; Lepidosauria; Squamata; Anguidae. The transcript has 35 exons. Gene Ontology annotation, biological process: peptidyl-threonine phosphorylation; actomyosin structure organization. Gene Ontology annotation, molecular function: protein serine/threonine kinase activity; ATP binding. Bases 1 to 4740 code for a protein of 1579 amino acids.
AUGGGCAGCCCGGCGGAGCGUCGCGUGGCCGCGCUGCUGGGCGCCGGAGCGGUGCCGGAGCCGGGGCUGGAAGCGCUGCUCGACUUGCUCCUCUGCGUCCACCAGGAGUGCAGCGGCGCCCCCCUGCGGCGGGAGCGGAACGUGCAGCAGUUCCUGGAGUGGGCUUCCCCUUUUGCCACCAGGGCAAAGCAGCUGCGUUUGCGGCGAGAGGACUUUGAGAUCUUGAAGGUGAUUGGGCGGGGAGCUUUCGGAGAGGUGGCGGUCGUGAGGAUGAAGCAGACGGAGAACGUCUACGCCAUGAAGAUCCUGCACAAAUGGGAGAUGCUGAAACGAGCAGAGACAGCUUGUUUCCGAGAGGAGCGGGACGUGCUAGUUCACGGGGACAGGCAAUGGAUCACCACUUUGCACUACGCCUUUCAGGACGACCACUACCUGUACCUAGUGAUGGAUUACUAUGCCGGGGGAGAUCUGCUCACCCUCCUUAGCAAAUUUGAGGACCGCCUCCCCGAGGACAUGGCUUGCUUCUACUUGGCAGAGAUGGUCCUGGCCAUCCAUUCCCUCCACCAGCUCAGAUACGUUCACAGAGACAUUAAGCCGGACAACAUCCUCAUUGAUACCAACGGACACAUCCGCCUGGCCGACUUUGGUUCCUGCCUCCGCUUGCGCCCGGACGGCACGGUGGAGUCUUCAGUGGCUGUGGGGACCCCGGAUUACAUCUCCCCAGAGAUCCUGCAGGCCAUGGAGGACAGAAAAGGGAAAUACGGCCCCGAAUGUGACUGGUGGUCCCUGGGGGUCUGCAUGUAUGAGCUGCUUUUCGGGGAGACCCCCUUCUACGCCGAAUCCCUGGUGGAGACGUAUGGCAAGAUCAUGAACCACGAGGCCCAUCUGCAGUUCCCGCCGGACAUCACCGACGUCUCAGAGAACGCGAAGGACCUCAUCCGGGGCCUGCUGUGCCGGCAGGAGCUGCGUCUGGGCCAGAACGGCAUUGAGGAUUUCAAGCGGCACCCCUUCUUCGAGGGCAUUGACUGGGACAACGUCCGCAAGAGCUCCCCGCCCUUCAUGCCGGAGGUGGCCAGCCCGGCUGACACCUCCAACUUCGACGUGGACGACGACAUGCUGAAGGACUCGGAGACGCUUCCGCCUGUCUCUCACGCUGCCUUCUCCGGCCACCACCUGCCUUUCGUGGGAUUUACCUUCACUUCAGGGACCCUCCGCGCUGAGAGGCACCCAGCCUCCCCCUCCGACAGCUCCAGCAUGGCGCGGCUUGAAAAAAGGAUCCGUCACCUGGAGCGCGAGAAGGUGGAGUUGAGCCGCAAGCUGCAAGAUGCUCUAGCAAAAUCUCCUUCCAAGGCUCCCACCCCGGAUUCGGAGAUCAGGAGACUCCAGAACGAGAUGGCGGCUUUGCGGAAGCAAUUGGCAGAGAACCAGUUAGAGAGUGACCAGAUCCAAAGGCAGCACCUCGACCGGAUGGCCGCGAGCCAAGUGAAGUCUCUGGAGGAGCGUGUGACGUGUCUGGAGCAAGAGAAGAGCGAAGCCCUCCAGGAGCUGGCCGAGGCACAGGAGCAGCUUCGGGCUCAGGCCUGGGAGCUGCAGGAAGAGCAGCUCCACCAGAAGGAGACGGCCGAGGAGCUGCAGAGCGCGGAGGCCAAGUGCGGGGAGCUGCGGGCCCAGCUGUUGCGGCAUGCCCGGCACCUGCGCGAGCGGCAGGAGGAGACGGAAGCCGCGGCCCGGCGGGUGGAAGGUCUGCGGAAGGAGCUGAGCCGUACCGAGAGCGGGCGCAAGGAGCUGGAGGCUCGGAUCGAAGGCCUGGUCAACGAAGUGUCCAAGCAGCGGAAGGGGAAAGAGAGGGCUGAACAGCAGCUGAGGAAGCACAAGCAGGAGUUGGAUGAGCUGAGGGUGAAGCAGAGCACGGGUCUCUUCCGGGCCUCUGGCUCCCGGCGAGGGGCCGAUGCCGCCUGUGCCUCCAGGCAGGAGCUGCGGAUCUUACGAGAGGCACUGCAGGCGAGGGAGAGCGAACACGAAGCGCUGCAGAUGGAGGUGGCUCAGCUCCGGGAGCAGCUUGAGAAAGCCAAGACUGAGCGACGGGAAAACCUGGAUGGAAAAGACGCGGAUGAGUUGAGCGGUCUCCUCCUUGAGAACUGCAGGGCCUUGCACUUUGGGGACCAGGUGGAUUCGCCCAGCACGGACAAGACGUCCGUCACCAACUGGGAGCUGCAGAUCGCUGACAUCCUACGGUGGGUGAGUGACGAGAAGGAGUCCAGGGGCUACCUGCAGGCCAUGGCCACCCGCAUGACAGAGGAAGUGGAGGCUCUGAAGCAGACAGGCGCACAGAGCCCAGGGCCAAAAACUCCGGACACCCUCUGGAAGGCUCGGCGGCUGCAGAAAGUGGAGGCCUCGGCCAAGCUGGAGCUGCAGUCGGCCCUGGAAGCCGAGAUCCGGGCCAAGCAGGGCGUUCAGGAGGAGUUUGAUAAGCUGAAGGUGGCGCAUUUGGCAGUCGAGCGCCAGUUGCAGGAGGCGGAGAAGCAGAACCGGGCGCUGCGCCUGGAAAUGGAGAAGGUGAAGGCGGAGCUGAAAGCCCGUUCACUGGAAGGCGUCAAGCACCAGGGACCGCUGAUCCCUUUCCUCUCCUUCCGAAGUAGCAACAAGGACGCGAUUGCUUUUGGGGGACCCCCGGACCCCCAGGAGGCUCAGAGGACCACCGAGGAUGCUCAGCUGCACCCUGAGGGGAGAAGGAGCCUGCGUUCCAGUGUUCAGCAUCUGAUGUUUCCAAGCCAGGCUGCUGCAGCCACCGCAGACAGUACCAGUUCUGGAUCCUUAAAGCCCAAAUCUCACAACUUCAAAAUGCAAAACUUCUCGACACCCACCAAGUGCAUGCACUGCACGUCACUCCUGGUUGGCCUGGUCCGCCAAGGCUUGGCUUGUGAGGCCUGUAACUUUGUCUGCCAUGUUUCCUGCGCUGGGAGCGCCACCAUUUGCCCCAUGCCCUCUGAACAGCUCCAGAAGACCCUCGGAGUGAACCCAACCAGUGGGACAGGGACCGCCUUCGAAGGCUUCCUUUCGGUGCCAAAGCCCUCCGGCGUGAAGAAAGGAUGGCAAAGGGCUUUCGCCGUCGUCAGCGACUUCAAGAUCUUCCUGUUUGAUGUGCCCGAGGGAAAGGCGUCCCAGUGUGACGUGGGCAUCAUGCAUGUCACAGACAUGAGGGACGAGCAGUUCUCAGUAGCCCCAGUGCUAGCCUCCGACGUCAUCCAUGCCAGCAGCAAAGAUGUGCCUUGCAUAUUCCGGGUGACGGCCUCCCAGCUGAGCUCACCUCACACCACCAGCUCGAUGUUAUUCCUGGCCGACAGCGAGGCCGAGAUGAAGAAGUGGGUGCAAGUGCUGACGGAGCUGCACCACAUCCUGAAGGACAACCGGCACCACGACCGCACCGUCUACACCCUCAAGGAGGCUUACGACAACGGCCUGCCCUUCGUCCCUCAUGCGCUUUCGGCGGCCAUCAUCGACCGGGAGCGGAUUGCCCUGGGAACGGAGGACGGUCUGUUUUUGAUUCAUCUCCGGACAAACGACGUCCUGCAGGUGGGCGACUGCCGGCGCGUGCAGCUGCUCCUGGUCUCUCCCCAAGCCCAGCUGCUCUCGGUCCUCUGCGGGAAGAACCACAGCCUCCGCGUCUUCUCCUGGGCGGAGCUGGAGACCCCGGAAGCCCCGGGGACCAAAGUGGUGGAAGCCAAGGGCUGCCAGGCCGUGGCCGUGGGGCUCAUCUGCCGCGGCACCACCCCCGUGCUCUGCGUGGCCUGCAAGCGUCAGGCCCUCUGCUUCCAGCUCACGGCCACGCGCCCCCCGCACCGCCGCAUCAAGGAGAUCCAGGCCCCGGGCUACGUGCAGUGCUUGGACGUCCUGGGGGACCGCCUCUGUGUGGGCUACCCGUCCGGCUUCUCUCUCUACCCCCUGCUCAACGAGGGGCCCCCGGUAAACCUGCCCCACCCCGAGGACCCCCGUGCGGCCGCCGUGGCCCAGAUGGAAGCACUGAAGGCCGUGGAGGUCAGCCUGAACGAGCUGAUUCUUUGCUUCAGCGGCUUCGGCCUCUACGUGGACGGGCAGGGGCGCCGGAGCCGGCCCCAGGAGCUGAUGUGGCCGGCGCCCCCCCUCAGCUGCUGUUACAACGCUCCUUACUUGUCAGUAUUCAGUGAGAACGCGGUCGACGUGUUUGACGUCAGGAAAGCCGAAUGGAUCCAGACCAUCUCGCUGAAAAAGGUCCGAGCAUUGAACCCUGAGGGCUCCCUUUGCACUUUCGGCAGCGAGAAGGUCCGCCUGACCUACCUGAGAAACAAGACAGCAGAUCAGGAUGAGUUUGAAAUCCCCCAGACGACGGAUAACAGCCGACGGCACCUCAUGAGGACCAGGCACAAACGCCGCUUUUCCUUCCGGAUCACCGAGGAGGAACGGCAACACCAGAGGAGGGAGAUGAUGCGAGAUCCCAGCCUCCGCUCCAAACUGAUCUCUAGCCCCAGCAACUUCAACCACCUGGUCCACGUGGGGCCGAGCGAAAGGCACCAUCAGCUGCAGGAACUGCACGUGGCCCAAGAAGAGAAAAGACGGGAGGCCCAAGUUCGGAUGCGUUGCAGCAGCCUCUCCGAGACCCGCCGGCCCUUGUCCACAGGCAGCGGUGGUGUGACUGCAGGACCUGCUCUUUCCUCGUCCUCUUCCUGUAAGAAGGGCUGCAGGGCGGAACAGCUCUGUCCUUGAUCGGAGGCUGUGAACAGGGCUCUGCCCUAACUCAG